Molecule: messenger RNA, 11724 nt
Organism: Mytilus californianus (California mussel)
Lineage: Eukaryota; Metazoa; Mollusca; Bivalvia; Mytilida; Mytilidae
Exons: 45
Coding region: 169-8016 (2615 amino acids)
Biological process (GO): protein localization to centrosome; centrosome duplication; centrosome-templated microtubule nucleation
Cellular component (GO): centriole; pericentriolar material; cytoplasm
Molecular function (GO): protein kinase binding
Source: RefSeq, a predicted model, not a curated record
UAUCACUUCCGGUUAUGCUUUGGCGGUACAAAAAAUAUUUCAAAAUACUGUUUAGAAAACACAGAAAGAAUGCAAUCAAAUAGAAACACUUAAUACUAAGUGGUCCUCACCAUGUUAUUUAGAAGAAUCCACCAGUGUUAACCUAUAUUAAAGAUGUCAUAGAAAGUGAUGGAUCUAAAAGACAGUAUUAGUAUAGAGGAUUUGUCAGCUGUUGCUGAAGAAGGGCAGUCAACCAAUAUAGACAAUGAAUACUCCUUCAGCCGGAACAAACCUCUGGCUAUGUCAACUGUGGCUAGGGGAAACGGAAAUAAAGCACGAAUUGGAGAUGAUAUAAAAAGUGGUUCAUUUAUUAAUAACAAUUCAAUUUCUACUCCCACUGGUGGAGAAAGUAAUUCAUCCAUACAUCAGUUGAGAUUAUCCUUCAGUGCAUUUGAUCAGUCAAACCAGUUAUUAAAGCCAAGAGAAGUGACUGGGAGCAAAUCAGAACAGCUCCUUUCAAGACAGGAUGACAGUUUAUUGUCUCAGAAUUCCUGGGGUCAGCCUCCAUAUGGAAUUGGGUCAGGAGGAUAUGAAGCCAGUAGAAAUUCUUCAUUAGGUUUAAUUCAAGUGGAUGCAAUGAGUGAUUUAACAGGUAGUGAAUUUAAUUUAUACAUGCCUGGUAUGGAUCACACAAAGACGGGAAAUAGAUCAGUGCAAGGAUCAAGUAGCACAGAAAGUAAGACUGGUACCACUUUGCAAAGUUCCAGUCAAGGGAACAGUCAGCACAUCAGUGAUAAUCAGCCAGCCUUUUUCAGACAUGAUAUAGAUACAGUAAAGAAGAAGCCAUCAGAUAAACCAGCACCUGUCCCUGAAGGACCUGUCAGACAGUCACUGGUGUUUCAGGAAAUGUUCAGCAAUCAGCACGAUGGGGAUGUGACCAUACCAGAGGUCAACAUUGACGAGGAGCUGAUGCAGUUGGAUGAUGAUUUCAGUGACUUUGAUGAGACUGGUAUAGAGGAUGUAGAGUCUGAUGAUAAGAAAGAUGUGACACAAGAUAAUGCUGUUUUAGAUUCUAUAUAUCUUAAAAUGAUGUCCAGCGGGGGAGAUGGAGCGGAACUAACACAGAAUACUAAGUUAUUUCCCAGUCUUAGUAAAGUCACUCUUUUUGAUGAUAUAGGCAGUAAUGAUGAUUUAAGGGAUGUGGAGGGAAAACAGACUGGACAAAGUAGUGAGAUAGAUACAGAGGAUGAACUGGAAAUGGCUAGACAGUCUAUGGGUUUAGAAAGAGAAGUAGGAGCUGGUCAGUGUUCAGAUAACCGUGCCUCUAUACCCAGGCCAGGUGUGGAAGGAACCAGUCAGCAGGAAUCAUCUGGGACACAGAUGUCAAUAGCCAUGAGACAAUCAGCUGAAGGUGAUGUAGUUACCUCCCCUGUACCUGGUGAUGGUGGUGGAGGUGGUGAUGGCAGCAGUGGAUCAGACAAUGAAGACACUAGACGAUCAACAGAUGCCAAAAAUUUUCUUGAUACUUUCCGAUCAAACUUCAAACCUGUGAUGCCACCACCAUCAGGAAGUCUGGAUAUUGAGGAACAAAGAGUGAAACCAAUGGGAGACGAUCUUUUGACAGAAAAGGGCAUGGACAGAUAUUCUAAUUAUCAGGCACACACCAUGGAGGAAGAGUCACUAUUACAGUCCAGGUACUUAGCACCGACCCCAAUGUUUAAUGCUAGUGAGAGUACCUCCCAAUUAAGAUGGAGUGUAGAUAACACAGCAGAUUAUCAGACAGACCCUGGCAAUAGACUGGAAGCCUCAGGUUUUAAUGCUGAAGAUGUGUUUUCUACUCAGCUGGAUGAUAACCCUUUUGGAGAAGUGAAUAACUCUUUUGGAUCAUUUGGAGCCAGUCCUCCUCCUAGACAGAGUCAUGAUAUGACACCACCUGGAGAAAUGACUCUGGAACCACCUGUUAGUCCUCGGACAAGUGUAGACAGUAAAUUGUAUCGUAGCAGUAGUAGUCCUCCUAAAUUUGACCAACCAAAGUUCUCUACAGCUUCCCCUCAGACAAGACAGUCCUUGAGAAAUAGUCAGAAAUCAUUACAGGAGGCUAAACAAGCAGAGAAAACUGGAGCAGAUUUGGCUUAUGUCAGUUCUCUGUCUACUGAAGCAGCUGAACAGAAAGCUCUAGUAGAUGAAAUGGUAGCACAGGGAAACCUUGGUGUUAAUUUUACUGUUCAUGAAGAUUUUAUGUCAGCAGAUAGGGCAAAAGACUUUUUAGACACGGAUGAAAAAGAAUUUGAAAAAGAAAAUAUUUUCAGAGAGGAUGAAAAGAUGGACAGUGAUGUUUUCCCCGAAUGUGACUCCUGGUCAUACAAGAGUAAGAUAGCAGAUGGUGGUGAUGAUGACUUGUGUAGGAUAUCUGUUGGUCAGUUUAUGAAGAGUCGUUCAGGUCAACUGGGGUCACUUGAUGGAGAUGGUCCAAGGCCUGAUUUUGGGAUGAUAAUUAAAACCCCACCCAGUGAUAGAAAACCUUACCCAUUGAUUGAAACAACUGUGACUGAACAAGAUCAGACAUCCAGCAUUGAAGAUGAUGGUACACUUCAUAUGAGUGAUGGAACACUACACAUGAGUGAUAUAUCUAGAUUCAUGUCGUCCGUGUCCAUGUCUAAAGAUCCUAAAGAGAUAGCCAAUAUGGUCAUGGCAUGGUCACAGAAACAGAGUACCCAUAAAACAUCAAAGUUACCAGUCAGAAAGGGAACCAGUUUGAAAUUGCGGGACAAAAAAUUGUCCUCUGAAGAUAUGAGUUUAUCUGAAAUCCCUGAACUGCAGAAUUCUGUUGAUGGUGAAAAGACCAAAGAUAUUAGAAGAAGUAAUGAUAAAUCUGUGAGUGUUUCACAGGAGAAAACAUUAAAUACAUUUUCCUAUGAGAAUAAAACAAAUCCUGACGGGGAAGAAUCAGAUAAGGAAGAGAAUAACAAACCAAGACAUUGUGUAAUAACACCACCUAAACUUUCGUCAGAAAAUUUUGUUGUAGAUGGAUAUUCUCCAAGACUUAGCAUUUCUAGGACAAAAUCUCCUGUCAGAUCUGAUAGAUUGAAUCAAUCGUCAGAUAGAUUUAUUAACCCGCAAAGGGAUAAUGAAGUACCCCAAGUGACAAGUGCUCGUCAGACUGAAGGAGCAUCCUUUAGUUUGGGUACAUCAGCAUCUUUGUCUGCAAGAAAUAGUAUGAAUGUUACAUCUGGUAAUAAUGAUAUAGUAAAAGAUGGGAGGAGUCCGAGGGGAAACACAUCUGGUUGGGCAGGUCAUCAUAUUCCUGAUGGUACAGAGUACAGUAAAUCGUCAGAACUCCAUCAUGUGAUGUCACGUCAGGAGCUUGUAGGGACAGAAGAUAUACAGUUAGUGGAUUCGAGGGGAUUUGAUGCUAUUUCAGAUAAACAUUCAGUGCCUCAGCAAAUACCUAUUCAGAAAAGACAUUCUGAUUUUGAUCCAAAGAAACAUCAUGCCAUGUUAAAAACCCAAGGAAAUAAACAUAAACACAGCCAUUCUGCAGAGAGUCUUCCUCUUAAUAGACAUAAUGGAAAUUUAACAUCAACUCCGGUAAAAAAGUAUGAUCUCCUUAGUGAAUUCAAAUCUUUAGAUGCACUAGGUAAAACUUCUCCCAAUUCUCACUUGUUAGAACUCAUUUAUCAUAACUCUCAGGCAGGAGAUCAACAAUUUUCACAUACUUUCCCCGAAACUUUGUAUGCUCAGCCAAAAACCAGUAGUGAUGUCAAAUCCUUCUAUACUACACAGACCACCAGUGGUCAAACUUAUUCACAAAACACUGGAGAUCUUGUUGCUCAAAAUAGAGCAUUAACGUCAACAUCAUCUAGUCAUGAACACUCUACAAUGCCUGUAGAACAUACAUGUCAGAGGGCACUAGAUGACAAAUGUUUAAUGCCACCACCACAAAUACCAAGCUUCCGACAUGAUCUCUUACCAAGACAACCACCACAAGAUCAACCAACAUUACUAACCUCUGAUUCCAUGUUAUCCAGAGAUUUUGCAAAGGAAUAUUUGUUCCGUGAAAAUCCAGGAAGACUUCUUAAUCGUAACGUUCAUCCUAAACCAGUGGAACAUCCGAUAGACUCUCAUGAUAUGUUGCCACACAGGGAUUCAGAUAUUCCAUUGCCAACACAUUAUGAUUUCAUGGCAGAUAAUAUGAAUAUAUCAAGUCGUUUGCCAGUAUAUCAGAGUACGCCAUAUAACAACAGGAAUGACACAACUAUUAUCACCCCAAGUAGCAUGCACACGAUGAUGUCAACUGGUAUGAUGCAUGAACUGCAGGCAGAAAAUCUUACAGUAAUGGAAGAUGAAUGUUCCCAUACAAGAACAUCACCAAGAUCAGACGGCCACCAACUUAGAACUCCACCAAGAUUGUCGGCUGUUACUGCAUCAAGAAUGUUACAUUUUGAUGAUGUAUGCUGUGUAGGCAUAUCCAUAGAGAGGAAAUUAGAGUUGACCAACCCAACCAAUAGCUGGUUAGAAUGUUACCUGCAGGUACAGGAAUGGACGAUAGAUGGUCGGGAAGUCAAUAUAAUGAAUUACCUACCAUUUGAAAUGAAAAGGAAGGUUAUUAUAGAACCACAUACAACAGAAAAUGUUACAGUCAUUUUUAUACCCAAACUAGCUGGUGCAUAUGUAGCCUCGUUGAAUGUUACGUCCAGUUUAUUUCUACAAGACAACAGUGUACAUAUACAGAAGAUACCAACGGUUGUCACAUUGCAGGCCAUUGCUGAAGAUCCACAGAUACAGUUCUUUGUUAAUAAGGUACGGACUGAGAGUAAUAACAAGUGUAUGAACUUUGGAGAGGUGGCCUGGGGAUCGUGUCAUGAAUUAUCACUACAGAUCAUCAACAGAGGGAGAGCCACUAUUCCUUUAAGACUUUCUGUAUUGUUGAGCCAAGGAUCCUGGCAUGCAUUUUCCUUCGACACAAAGAUGGCUGAUGUUUCUGUUAUAUCCCGUAGUAAUCGGCCCCAGUCAGCAGCAAUUGGGCGGACAGUCAUGCCCCUCAGUGUUGAAGGCAGGACUGUUGAUUCAGAUCCUACGGUUUAUGACAUCAAAAUCUACUGCAGACCACCAGAAAAACAGUAUAGUAGAGCAAUGUCACAGUACCCACCCACUGAAAUGUAUGCCAGAAUCGAAGUGGAAGUAGACACACCAUCACAUCUACCUUUAAUCAGCUCAAUAGAUCUGAAGUCUGUUGUUGGAGUUGCCAAACUCCAUUUAUCUAGACAGCUGGAGAUGCUACAAUUCAAAACCUCUGUCAAUCAAAGAGCAAAUCAGACAUUUAAUUUGAGAAAUGCUGGUAAUAUUCAUAUGGAAUUGUUGCUAGGAGUGACAGAAUACCCUGAGUUUUUUACAGUAAAUCCAUCACAGUUUACCAUUCCACCAGGACAAGAAAGGCCUGUUACAGUUACAAUUUUACCAAGUACUGGAAUAUCAUUUGAAACAAUCCUGCUGAUGAGAAUCUUGCCACAAGGUCCAGACUAUGACCUCCCAAUUCAAGUAGAAGUUCAGAAAGAGGUUCAAAGGAUUCAAGGUCCUGUUCUACUUGGAGACAGACAGUUCAUAGAUUUUGGUGGUGUACAAGUCGGUCAGUCUAUGAUAAAGAGAUACACCUUAAAGAAUGUAAUUCGAUCACAGUUAAAAUUAUCUCUGGAAAUCAGAUCUGACACAGAUAGCUUCCAGUUACUAUGGAAUGAUAGAAGAUCUUAUACCAGAGAAUUAAUGGUCAAUGGGGGUGACAAGUUUCUGGUUAAUGUUGAAUAUCGUCCUUCAGCUGUCAGACAGCACCAUGCCAAACUAGUUGUUAAACCAGUAGGGAUGACUGUCAAAUACUCUAUUCCAUUAGAAGGUUAUGGAGGGUCAAGUCUUCUAGUGAUAGAAGGAGCCAGUGUGAUUGAAGGUGCUAGUCUGUCAGAUCAGAAAUAUUUACUGAGCUUCAGUGGAAUAGAGCCCAGUAAAUGUCAGAUACAGAAGAUAGUUAUAAGAAAUGUUGGACCCAGAGCUGCUUAUGUUAAAUCUCUGUGCUUCACAGAUCCUAGUUGCAAACAUUUAGUACGACCUCCUAAAGUUCUUAUUGAACCCUGUGAGUUUGUUGUGAAAGAAAAAAGUACCAGGAGUGUUACAGUUGUUUUUAACCCAACAGAAAGAGAAUGUGCCUUAUGUAGUGAAGGGAGAGAGAUAAUAGCAGCUGUGGCCUUCUUGUUUGGUGACGAAGUCAGUAGACAGAGAAUGAGAAGAGUACUACAUAUGAAGCAAAGUGGGAGAAGGAUCAGUAGAUCCCUUUGUGAUGACAAUAUUUUAUACUCCAUUAACUUUAACACACAAUAUAUAGAUGAAGAUGCUGUGGCUGAUCUACCGUCGGCCAUAAUGGGUGUAGGACCAUCUAAAGACAUUGACCUGUUCUAUAAGAAUAUGUCCAAGGUUACACUGACCUUGGUAGCCUCAGCUGCACCUACAGGAGUAUAUUCUAGUAGUCAUGGGAAAUUUGCAUCCACUAUGCAAAAUGGAGAUUUUGCCACACCCCAGAAUUUACGAAACCAUGGUAAUCUUGCAUCGUCUAUGCCGUCUGACUACCUGUGUGACAAAAUACCAUCAAGGAAUAUGCCUGCAAGAUCUCUGCCUUCCUUUUCUCACAGUGAUAUGGCUUCUUCAAUGCCAGCAAGCCAUGUGUUAGACAAAAAUUUCUCAGCAAGUAUACCAAGUAACGCUUCCCAAACAUCUUGUCACUUAGCAGGAACAAUGUCAACUGGUACCCAUGUCAGUGAUGUUUCGAUGAUACCAGUCAAAUCAACAAACAGUAUGAAGGAGUCCGUGUCCCAAACUAUGCCAAGUCCCUUCAUUGGCCCACUGUUCACAAGAUCUGUACUGACAGACCAUGAUGAUAAAUCAGAUUGGGUAAUAAAACCAGAACAGCUUAUACUUCAUGCUCCAACUAAAGUUGACGAUCGACCUGAUGUUUCCAAGUUCCAGAUAAUCAACUUCCUAAAUAGAGAACUUGCGUUUAAAAUGGCAUGGCUUGGACAGUGGGUGAAGAUUACACCUGAAACAGUAACUGUUUCACCAAAGAGCACAACAUCUAUAUGCAUUAGCCCUAGUGCCAGAGUAUUACAGAACAUGGAAACCUUACCAUGGCAGGGAACAGUCCAUAUAUCCUGUGAACAUCAGUACAAGAUUCUAAAUGUACAGAUAAGAAAAGAUGUGGUUGAAGGGAAUGCCAACAAAAAUUUGAUGCCACUGUUUAAACAGGUUUCUGCUGCACCAUCUAUCUGUAUACCUGCUGACACAGACAAUCCAAAUGUUCAGACUACACAAGUCAACUUCUCCCCAACUAAAAUAGGGGAUAUGUCAGAAACCUACAUUGACCUUACUAAUGUGUCUACUGAGACUUUACGAUGGACAAUAUCAGUGUUUGCUCCGCCAUAUGUCAAGGGAGCAGAUAAUUCUAAGGAUGUAUUCAGAGCUACAUACAAAGUGUUCUCAUUCUCUGAAAAGUUUGGACAUUUAGACGGCAAACAUACCAUACAAAUAUGUGUACAGUUUAUGCCCAGAUCUAAAGGAACAUUUUCACAAUUCUGGGAAGUACAGUCCAGAGGAUCAACAACUAACAGUGUUAGAAUCGAGCUUAAAGGGGAGGGUAUUGAGGAGGAAAAGAAACCAAAAGAACUGGAUGCAAGGAAAAGGAAUGAAGCAUCAUUGUUUACUUUGGAGAAUGAAGAAGAGACACAGAAGUUUUCACCAUGUGAUAUUGGACAUGUACAAAUGUUGAAAGUCCAAUUAAAGAACAGAUCUUCUGCUCCACAAACUGUUGAAGUAAUUACUCCACAGCUGCCAUUUGUAGUGAAGCAUUCAAGUUUUACAUUAAAACCUAAAAGCUUCAUAAGAUUCCCAAUAGAAUUCCGCCCUAGUCAGCAUGGUGGAUUUGAUGGACUUGUAAUAUUUAAAGCCAACAUUGGAAGUACUGUAAGCUGUAAAGUGCACGGAAUAUGUAAAAAAAUGUAAAUUGGAAUGUUGACAACUUUUAAUGUUUUUGUUUCUGGAACAUAUAGGCCAAGAAAAAAUAUAUAUAUCUGAUUAGGGCUUCCCUACCUGUCUGAAUUGUGCCUACCCAAACCCCUUUUAUUGUCAUUUUGAGUAAGGUGCUACUGAUGUCAAGGUUGUUCCCUUAUAUAGGUCUACUAAAAUAUGUUUUCAAUAAUAAAAUUGAUUUACCUAGUUACUUUUAAUAAGUAUACCCCUUAACAGAUUUAUAUCUUUUCAUGGCCUUACAAAUACAGCCUUCAUACAAACACUGUUUUUGAAGAAGUGCAAGUUGUAUCAUAGUGUCAUAAACAUUCAUGUGCAAGAAAAUUGGUAAUAUCUGUGUUUAAAUUAUAGGCUAGAAACAGUAUAUCUGUUAUUUAACAGAUGCAAAUGUAAUGCUAUUAAACAUGAUGUUACAAAGAUCAUCAUUUUGGAAUGGUUUUUUUUUUUUAAUGAAUUACUUUUGAUAAAUAAACAAAUGAAAAUGUGAUAUAGGAAAUAAGCUGUGAUAUGAAAUAUGGUGCUAAUUACAGUGGCCUUAUUUCACAUAAGUUAUCAAAUGUCUCGUGUAUAAGAUAUUUUCGCAUGUGGUUGUCAAUUGUUUUGUUCAUUAGAACUCACAAAUUUUUAAUUUAUUUAUUUCAUGUAUAAUAUUUAAUAUAUUUCUUAUGCAUUUGUCACCUGUUGCAGACUUCUAACAGUCCAGUCAUUAGAUUUGUCAUGUUUGUAAUUUAUAAUUUUGUUAAAAUGAUCACAACUGAAUAUAUUCACUUUUGUAUAAAAAUAGUUGAUCAGUUCUAAUACUUGUAUUAAAUGUCAUUGAUAUUCACAGAGGUGUCGAAACUGAGGUAUUACAUAUGUCAAUGAUAUUCACAUAGGUGUAGAAAUUGAGGUAUAACAUAUGUCAAUGAUAUUCACAGAGGUGUAGAAAUUGAGGUUCUGGACCGUUUUAAUGUUAUGUGAAGAAUUUUCAUUAUUUUGAAUCAGCUGUGGUACAGACAUUUCAAAAGUAUUUAUCCAGUUCAAUAAACAAUGAUUUUUACUUCAAAUCUUAGAAAAAAUAUAUUCACUGAUAGGAAGAAGGGGAACAUUUCAAUGAUCUUUUGACCAGAGGAAAAAAAGAUUUUUUUUCCACUAUAAGAAUUUAUCCACCUGAAUUUUUGCUCAUUUAAAAUUCAUUGUCAUCGUACAUUUCAGGAAUCAGGAAUAUUCAAAGCUAUUGUAAAAAAUAAUCAAAUUUUGCUGCACUUUUUUUUAUAUGGACAAUUAAAAUGGCCUUAUAUACCAAUUUGUGUUCAUUGUUUGUUACCUCGGGUUAAAUCUAUAAUAUGAAAAGUAUGUUUCUAGAUUUUUUGCAUUAUUUGAAUUUAAAGGACUAUAAUGCACAAAUUUAAUUUUUACACGUAAUAAUGGAAAUUAGGUAAAACUGUAUAGAUUAUAGAUUUUUCACAUGUUGCUUGAGAAUGUCUAUUUAUCUUUCAUCAUCAAUUGUAAAUUAAAAAAAUAAGUAUGAAAUAUAACCAGUCAAUAUAUUUUUUAGGUAUUUUUAAACAGAUUAAAGGGUCUAAGAAAUUGGAAGCAAGCUUAUGCUAAUCCAAAUAUUACAGAUUUAAAAUGAAUUAGAUUUUGAAGACUUUCUCAUUACCAUUAUGUGUAUAAUACGCUGUGAAGUGGAAAAUUUUCAUAUUAAAAUCACUAAAAUAUCCCUUCGUGUAAAUUCGACCUCGAGGAAGAUAAGGAAUAUGAAAAAUGUGAAAAUACUACCUCACUGAUAGGAGGGGUUGAACAGGGAUAAGGGAACCUGGAAAUGGGGUCUGAAGAGGGAGUCAUUGAGGAAAGACCCAGGAGAAGAGGAGGAGUAAAAAAUAUGGAUAUUCUGGAAAAGUUUCUUUGACCUGAGUUUCAUCUGGAGUAAGGGCUGGUAGGGAAUUAAAAAAAGUAGGGAGAAAGAAGUUGGAGUUGAGGGGAGGGAAAUGGGAAUCAAGGACCCCCUGUCCACCCCUUUGAUAGGAUUGCCGUUUGAAAUGGCAAUAUUCAAACACCUUGAAAAUAAACCACUUCACAGUAUCAUCAUCAUUGUCAUUAGGUUUGUCACUUUUUUCAUUUGCUCAUUAUAUAUUGAAAAAUCCUCCAGGGUAUUUUGUUGUGUUAGAGUUGAAUGCAGAUAGCACUUUUAACCAUAACAUCCUUCAGAAAGUGGAGAAAUACUGGAUUUAUGCUGUUUGUCUGUUACACUUUUCUGUUGCUUUUUUCUUGGUAAAUACAAAUCAGUAUUUUGAUAGUUGUUGUCAUGUAUCAGCUGUAUUAUGUGAUGUUUACCAAAUUCUUGUUCAUCCUGUUGAUGAAAUUUACCUAUUCAAGAUAUCUGUCCCACAUUUCUAAUCAACUACAAAUCAGAGUUCUGAUACUGUAAAUUCAGAAAUUAUUGUGAGGAUUUAUUAUUGCGAUUUUUAAAGAAUGAACAAAAUUGUGAGAUUAAUUAUUGCGAUUUCAGAAAUAUCUACAUGCAUAUGUAUGAAUCAGACAUCAGAAUGUGAGUUCUUAUUAAUGCAAUAAGCAUCCAGGUGCAUUAUUCGCAAUAAGAAAAACCUAGCAAUAAUUUCUGAAAUUACAGUAUUCAUAAAAAAAUACUUCAUGUAUUAAAAUUAUACUGUCUGAUUUAUUUUAAGGUUUGAAGCUAGUCUGCUUCCAACUUACCAAAGAUCUGAGGGUUUAUUUGGGUUUUUUUGUAAUGCACAUGCCGUAGUAAUACAAUAUUGUCUUGGUUCAAUAUGUGAGAAAUGGCUACCUGUAUAUUUUGUUUUUGCAGAUCUUUAUAAACAAACAAAAAACUUGCCAUUUGUCUUCCUUUAAAACUGUACAGGUCAUUGGCCCCUUUCCAUUUUUUAAAUGUACUGAUUUCUAAAUACUUUUUUGUUAUUUAUGUUCACUAUAUUUGUAUUUACCCAAGGGAGAUAAUGUAACUGCAUCAGAUACUUGUUUCCUUCCAACAUUUCCUGUCCUGUUAAUAUUUUCAUAUUUUCAUUUUCUUUUAGAUGCUGCAUUCAGUUGUGUAUGUUUAGAUUUGCUGAUGCAGAAAAAGGAUUGUUGCAUUUGCAAAAAUACCACUACUGUUUAUUAUUUGAAAUCAUUAUUUUUGUUUUAAAGAAACUAAAUAAUGCAAGUUGUUCUGUAAAUUUGUCCGCUAAAAAAUACUUGGCUUCACAACCCCCUCAUUUGCAGAGCUUGAAAAAAUAAUGUCACUGCUAUUGAACUGUUGCAUUCGAAUACAAUGACAGAAUUUAUACAGGUAUUACCAUCCUGCCAUUUGUUACAGAAAUUUUUUCAAUGCAAUGAUCAAUAAUGGUAUGGCAAUCAGUUGUUCCUGACAAACGUACAUACACAUUUUUUUUAUAAUAGAUUUUCAUAAGUGUAUAUUGUAUUUGUAAAAAGCUUUAAGCCUCCACAUCAUUUUAUAAAUGUGUAAUUGGCAACACUUGAUAUAUUUAAUGAUAAAGAUGGUUGAAAAACGUUACUUGAAAUAGUCUGUAUAACCUAAUCAUUAAUUGAAAUAUGUUGCAUAUAUAUAUAUCUUUUCAGAUUCAGUUACUUUAAUAUGUACAGUGGUUUAUAUAUGCUAGAUUUUUCACUACUGUUAUCAAAUAUGACAGCUAUACAGCUAUAAAAUAAAAUUAUUGAAUGUUGAAA